CGCCCACGCAAUCUCUGACGUUUAUUAUUUGGCGCGGGUUUGACGUCAGCGCGUCAGUGUUUUGUUUUUCUCAGUCUCUCAGGCGCCAAAUUCGUAUUUUGGACUCGUCAGGGAGCGAUAAGGACAGAACUGCGUUCAUAGCUAAAAAAAUAGCUAACUUCAGCGACCUGGUAAUUGUUGCACCGUGUUGUGUAUUUAUUGUGUCGCUGUUGCAGUAUUUUUAUAUAGACUUUCAAAAUUCAGUGAUCGAUUUGCUUGCACUAGAUCGCACUGCAGUUGUGGUUUGCUUUGUUUUCAGUGGUAUUUGAUGCGUUUCGCGGGUUCAGCAGUACCGAAAACAAUAGACACGUGUUUAUCAGUAAGGUGUCAGUCAAACACGUCAAAUACAUACGAUACCAGAACUUUCUGUCAGUUCGGUGCUGACGUGAACACAAUUUAAAAUGUCUGAACUAGCGGGGUACUCGCCCAGCUUCAAGAGGCCGGCGGAGAUUAUGCGACUGAGACGGAAGAGAGCCCGAAGUGAAGCGGGUUUGGCCUCUGGCCGAAGCAACUCUGAAUCGAGCCCCGGAGGAGGGCUGUCUGGGGUCCGGCGCUUCUCCCCCGGACCUCUGCGUGGCUCCGAGUCCCGGGCCGGUGGGGUGAAGCGCAGGAACCCCUUCGCAAACAUCGAGAACACGUACAGCAGCCCCAGAAAGAGGACCACCCCGGAGUGCGUCAGCGAGGCAGUGCCCGAGAGGGGCAGCGUGGAGUCACAGGGUGAGAACGCCACGUUGCGGAUUCUCAGCCGGAAUCCAAACCGAACAAAACCGGAGGAGCUGGACCCGUUCACCGCACGCUUACUCGGAGCCGAGGCUCUCAGUAAAGACAUCAAAAAGGUCCAGGAAGCCUGCUCUCUCCCAGAGGACGAGUCCCUUUUCGAAGAGGAUUUGUUCUCCGAAGCGCAGACUGCGCCUUCCCUUAUAGCUAGCCCCCGAGUCCCAAUCCCAGCCCUGCAGGAGCUUCCCUCAGGCUGCACAGAGUUCCCGGCUGACUGGAGUCUGAAGACACGCCUGCUGUUCACCUCCCAGCUGCCCUUCACCUGGGCAGAGCACCUGAAGGCACAGGAGGAGGCUCAGGGGCUGAGCCAGCACUGCAGGGCAGCCGUCAGCACCCUGCCACACAGCAUACCGGAGCCUCGGAGCAGCUCGGAGCUUCGCUGUGCCUUCCAGCAGAGCUUGGUGUACUGGCAGCACCCCGCCCUGCCCUGGCUGCAGCUCUUCCCUCGCAUCGGCGCAGAGCGCAGGCUGGCCGGGAAGUGCGCGACCUGGGCUCAGGACGAGGCGCUGCAGCAGCUGCUCAUGAGCGAGUGGUCUGUGAGCUUCACCUCCCUAUACAACCUCCUGCGGUCCCGGCUCUGCCCCUAUUUCUACCUCUGCACCUACCAGUUCACUGUGCUGUUCAGAGCAGCAGGGCUGGCAGGAAGCGAGGGCAUCACCGCUCUGAUCUCCCCCACAACCCGGGGCCUCCGGGAAGCCAUGAAGAUGGAGGGUAUAGAGUUCACACUACCUCUGCUGGAAGAAAGGAAGCGCAGAAACCCGGGGGGGUCCGAGCCCUCCCUAGACGGAGAGCAGGAGAGUGAGGAUGGAGACGGCAAUCCGGCCCAAGUGAACAGUGAUGAAGAUGAUGAUGAGGACGACGGUGGAUUCUCUUGGCUGGAGGAGAUGGGGGUUCAGGAUAAGAUCAAGAAACCUGACACCAUUUCAAUCAAACUUUGUAAAGAGCACAGCGAGGUUCGUCUGGAUCACAAGCCUGAGUCGGUGGUGCUGGUGAAAGGGACCAACACCUUCACUCUGCUCAACUUCCUCAUCAACUGUAAGAGCGUGGUGGCAGCGGCCGGGGCACAGGCAGGGCUGCCCCCCACCCUGCUGGCUCCUGCUGCCUUCAGAGGAGCCACCAUGCAGACCCUCAAGGCGCGCAGUUCCAAUGUGAAGAUGCAGGUGCAGACUGGCUACAGGGACCAGUUCAGCUUGGAAAUCACAGGUCCGGUCAUGCCUCACUCCCUGCACAAUCUGACACUCCUCCUGAAAUCAGCCCAGCAAGGAGCCUUCUCCACGGGGCUGUACACUCACGAACCCACCGCUGUCUUCAACACAGACCCCCGCACCCAAGGAGAAUGCACGAAGGAGUCUGUGCUGCAGGAUCUGGGGGGCUGCGGGCUGCACCCUGAAACUCUGCAGAAGCUGGUGGAGCCGGCCGUACUGGGGAAGUCUGCUCUGAGACAGCUUGACAUGAACGAGUACAAGUACAGCUGGAAAUCCUGAGACACACACAACUCCUAUGCUGAAUACACACUGCCAAACGGUGCUCACCCAGAAGCAGCUCCUGCCAGACACACAAUCAACUGGCUUUCCCUUCUUAGCACUGCCUUUAUAAUGUGACAAACUGCUAUGCCAGACUGCCCGCCAAAGCGGUGGAAAGAGCUGCUUACAGCCAGUAUUCCCAAUGGAAUGGUAAAUCCAGCUGCCAGACAGACUAAUUAAAGCACAGGUUUACUGCUUAGCUGCUGUUCUCCCAGGCAGAUCAACUGCAAGCUGUAUUGUAGAUGUAUUGACUGCAGGUGUUUCCACAGGCAGGCUUACUGCUUGCCAGUAUGAAAUUGGACCUACCAGCAGAUAUUCUCCCAGACAGAACUACAUACUGCCGUAUACUGUAGCAUUCUCACUGACUGGACUGCUGCCUGCUAGUGUUGGCUGUCUUACCUGAGACCUGCCCAGUAAACCUGCUCUUCAAAGCACACCACCAUUUUUUUUACAUCCUGUGCACGCUGGUAUUAGAACCUGCCUCCUGGAAGCCCAGGGCACAUAUGAAUAGAGCAGGUGGUUAAUGUGAAUUGGAAUUGAAGAACAUGCCAGUCUUAAAAUGAACUUGGAAGGUCUUUGUUCUCCAAUCCAAUUUUUUAACUCACUUUUGUUUUCGUAUUUAUGAAAUUUGUAUUUGAUUUCACAUGCCCUGUUCAUCAUCUGGGUAUAUUUUAAUUAAACUAAAUACUUUCCCACUCCUCUGUGCUUCUGAAAUGCUUUGGUGAAGAAGUGCCUCUGGUAUGGAUGAUUCAGUCGAUCUGUGUGAUUGAACAGCCUCCUGGAGCUGCUGCUUGUUUUUCAUUUUAUUUAAACUCCCUUGUUGUGGGAUGCAAGCUAGAAUUCAGUUUUCUUUCAGUUACAGUAGUACUUCUUUAUAAAAUAAUGGGAGUGUUUUUAUUUUAGUCCCACUGCUGCUAAUGAUCGGUUUAUUAACAGAUCUGAUGUUCUGGUAACUUGCUGCAUAAUGGAGCUUUCACUUGAAAGAAUUAUACAUACAGCAAUGCUUAUGUAUUUAUAUACGUUCUCACUGAAAGGACUGUACAUGUAUAAUGUCAUUGUACACUGUACAGUGCUACUGCAUCAUUUUACUUUUGAUAAUUAAAAGGGCAUCUUCCUUUUUCCAUUAA
Molecule: messenger RNA, 3466 nt
Organism: Acipenser ruthenus (sterlet)
Lineage: Eukaryota; Metazoa; Chordata; Actinopteri; Acipenseriformes; Acipenseridae
Product: protein downstream neighbor of son homolog
Exons: 10
Coding region: 441-2300 (619 amino acids)
Biological process (GO): nuclear DNA replication
Cellular component (GO): nucleus
Source: RefSeq, a predicted model, not a curated record